Molecule: messenger RNA, 462 nt
Organism: Mytilinidion resinicola
Lineage: Eukaryota; Fungi; Ascomycota; Dothideomycetes; Mytilinidiales; Mytilinidiaceae
Product: Cdc25 family phosphatase-like protein Ibp1
Exons: 2
Coding region: 1-462 (153 amino acids)
Cellular component (GO): nucleus; cytoplasm
Molecular function (GO): protein tyrosine phosphatase activity
Source: RefSeq, a predicted model, not a curated record
AUGUCCUUCUACACUAUCAGCGACCUCGGCCGCAUAACCCGCGACGAUCUCUCCCAACACCUCCUUUCCGCCUCCCCGCCCCCGCUCCCACCCCACCUCGCCAUCGUCGACGUCCGCGACUCCGACCACGUUGGCGGCCACAUCGCCGGCAGCACACACAUUCCUAGCAACACGCUCGACUACCGGUUGCCCGAGCUGCUGCGCGUGCUGAGGGAUAAGCAGACGGUAGUGUUCCAUUGCGCGCUGAGCCAGCAGCGGGGGCCGAGUGCGGCGUUGAGGUAUUUGAGGGAGAGGAGGAGGGAGGAAGAGAGGCAGAGGGAGAUUGAAAAGGAAGAGGGCUUGAAGCAGCAGGUUGUUGUGUUGGAGGGGGGAUUUGUGAAGUGGCAGGAGAAGUUCGGAGAAGACAAGCGGUUGACCGAGGCUUAUGCGAAAGAUAUUUGGGAACAUGGCUAUCAAGGUUGA